This is a messenger RNA of Vicia villosa (hairy vetch), 1154 nucleotides long. Its product is annotated as transcription factor bHLH80-like. The record is from RefSeq and is a predicted model, not a curated record. Gene Ontology annotation, molecular function: protein dimerization activity; RNA polymerase II cis-regulatory region sequence-specific DNA binding; DNA-binding transcription factor activity, RNA polymerase II-specific. The transcript has 5 exons. Gene Ontology annotation, cellular component: nucleus. Gene Ontology annotation, biological process: regulation of transcription by RNA polymerase II. Lineage: Eukaryota; Viridiplantae; Streptophyta; Magnoliopsida; Fabales; Fabaceae. Bases 260 to 826 code for a protein of 188 amino acids.
UCUUUCAUUCCAGAAAGCACACAAGUGCGUAACAUUUGUGCGGCUAAGAUUUGAAAUGAAAAAAAGAAUAAAAAAUAUGCAAAUUGGAGAAGAAGAAAACGGCGGUGAGGACAAAACCAAAAGUGCGUGGUUAUCUAUCUUAUCCCAAACCCAACAACACCAAAUACAAAUACAAAAAAAUAGUUUUGCUCCAACAGAGGGAACAAAAACACAAUCAACAAUCUAAUUAUCAUUUUAUUAUUAUUAUUAUUACUCAGCGAUGCAACCGACUUCUGGUGGCGGUGGCUUGAAGCGUUUCCGAUCAACUCCGGCGAGUUGGAUAGAAUCGUUUAUUCUGAAAGAAGAAGAGGAAGACGAAAAUCAACAACAAGAUAAUUUCAGUUUCACUCAACUGCUUUCCAAUAACGCUGCUGCUGGUCCUUCAACUUCCGAUUCUCAACCAUAUUUGCCUGAUUACUACCAAUACUCUUCACCGCAUACUUCCGCCGCCGCCAAUGUUAGUAACAAUACUUUCACACAGGGAGUUGAGGAUAGUGAUAAUGCACUGGACCUGAAAAUGGACAAAAUUUUAGAGGAUUCGGUUCCUUGCAAGAUUCGGGCAAAGCGUGGCUGUGCUACACAUCCAAGGAGUAUUGCUGAAAGGGUUCGGAGGACUCGGAUUAGCGACCGCAUAAGAAAACUUCAAGAACUUGUGCCAAACAUGGAUAAGCAAACAAACACUGCAGAGAUGUUAGAUGAGGCAGUAGCUUAUGUCAAGUUUCUACAAAAUCAAAUUGAGGAACUAUCAGAACAACAACAGAGGUGUACGUGCACGAUUCAUGAGUAAAUUGGUGAUCUUGUCAUAUAGUACCUGGUUGUUUCCCUAUUCUCGAGUUACCAGAUUUUUUGAUGUUCUAAUGAAGAUUAACCAUGCCUCGGCGAUGCAGAAGACUAAGGUUGUGUCACAUUCUUGAGCAACAAGUAAAUAUUGGGGGUGCUAUUAUCAAUUUCAUGAGGAAUCCACUUUAAAUGUAGUUCUUUCUGGUGUGUUAUAAUUGUAUAGUUAUAGUGUUGUAUAAUAACUUUUACACAAAUCUGCUAAACUUACUAGCUCAUUGAGCUUCUUUUUGCUGAGAUAUCAUUAAUCAUAUGUGAGAUUCCUCACCUGAUCAAAA